UUCUCAGAUUAUCAGAACUACAUUGUGAAUAGUUGUGUGAAGGAGAAUCCAACAAUGGAAAGAUCAAUUGCUCUUUGCAAUGGUAUCUCUCAGUGGGUGCAGCUAAUGGUUCUCAGCAGACCAACCCCACAGCUUCGGGCUGAAGUGUUCAUAAAGUUCAUUCAUGUUGCACAGAAGCUCCACCAGCUGCAGAAUUUCAAUACAUUAAUGGCAGUGAUAGGAGGUCUCUGUCACAGUUCCAUUUCCAGGCUCAAGGAAACAAGCUCAUGUGUUCCUCAUGAUGUAAUUAAGGUGUUUAAUGAAAUGACGGAACUGCUUUCAUCUUACAGAAAUUAUGAUAGUUAUCGACGUGCCUAUAAUGAGUGCAGUAACUUUAAGAUCCCAAUCCUUGGGGUCCACCUGAAGGACUUGAUAUCACUUUAUGAGGGCAUGCCAGACUACUUAGAAGACAAAAAAAUUAACAUAUACAAACUAUACUCUCUGUAUAACCACAUAAAUGAGCUGAUACAACUCCAGGAAAUGCCACUUCCCCUGGAGGCUAAUAUGGACCUAGUUCAUUUGCUUACACUGUCCCUUGAUCUUUACUACACAGAAGAUGAAAUUUAUGAGCUUUCAUAUGCACGAGAGCCACGAAGUCACCGAGCUGCCCCUUUGACACCUUCCAGACCACCAGUAGUUGCAGACUGGGCCUCAGGAGUAGCCCCAAAACCUGAUCCAAAAACCAUCAGCAAACAUGUUCAGAGGAUGGUAGAUUCUGUCUUCAAAAAUUAUGACCAUGAUCAAGAUGGAUACAUUUCCCAGGAAGAAUUUGAAAAAAUAGCUGCCAGUUUUCCAUUCUCAUUUUGUGUAAUGGCUAAGGACUGGGAAGGUCUGAUUAGCAGGGAUGAAAUAACAGCUUACUUUAUGAGGGCUAGCUCAAUCUAUUCCAAAUUAGGACUUGGCUUUGCUCACAACUUCCAAGAGACCACUUACUUAAGGCCUACUUUCUGCGACAACUGUGCUGGAUUUCUAUGGGGAGUCAUUAAACAGGGAUACAGAUGCAAAGACUGCGGCAUGAACUGUCACAAGCAAUGCAAAGACCUGGUUGUGAUAGAAUGCAAGAGAAGACCCAAAACUUCAGUUGCAGACAGCAGCCCAACAUCUGCGCUUGCUUCAAGCCUCUGCCCAGUAGGAGUUAAAGAGCAAUUCCAUGGUGAGAAAAGUUUACAUUAA
This is a messenger RNA of Cariama cristata (Red-legged seriema), 1212 nucleotides long. Its product is annotated as RAS guanyl-releasing protein 1-like. The annotation marks the transcript as partial. The record is from RefSeq and is a predicted model, not a curated record. Gene Ontology annotation, biological process: positive regulation of GTPase activity; Ras protein signal transduction. Gene Ontology annotation, cellular component: plasma membrane. Gene Ontology annotation, molecular function: guanyl-nucleotide exchange factor activity; calcium ion binding. NCBI's taxonomy places the organism in Eukaryota, Metazoa, Chordata, Aves, Cariamiformes, Cariamidae. The transcript has 9 exons.